Octopus bimaculoides (California two-spot octopus) is the source of this 958-nucleotide messenger RNA. RefSeq names its product zinc metalloproteinase nas-4. Gene Ontology annotation, molecular function: metalloendopeptidase activity; zinc ion binding. Gene Ontology annotation, cellular component: membrane. The record is from RefSeq and is a predicted model, not a curated record. Lineage: Eukaryota; Metazoa; Mollusca; Cephalopoda; Octopoda; Octopodidae. Gene Ontology annotation, biological process: proteolysis.
UGUCCUUACAAAAAGACAAGCCUUUUGUAUUUGAAAUCAUUAUCAUCUAUCUUAACUGUCUUUAUUAGAAAAUUGACAGUUAUGGGUAAGUGGCAGUAGAUAUGACAAAUAUUUAAAAGUUAUUCUUUAUCUUUUCAGACCCAGUGGUGAACCGCAGUGUGAAUUUUCUAAAAUAUUCAGUGGAUUACAUAGAUGACUUAGGAUUACCUUAUGAUUACCAAUCCAUAAUGCAUUACGGUUUUGCUUUUUUUGCCAAAGAUCCUUAUUCACCAACACUAUCACCCAAAUACCCAUAUGCCUAUAUUGGGCAAAGAAAAUACAUCAGUCCUAUUGAUGUUAAAAAAGUUCAGCUUCUUUAUGGUUGUGGGGGGCAUACAAAGUGGGAUUGCAACUUUGAACAACAGAACAUUUGUUCUUGGAAACAAAAUACAGACGAUGAUUUUGACUGGAAAGUCUUCAAAGGUUCAACUCCAACUGCAUUCACUGGCCCCAGUGGAGAUAAUACUAAUGGUCUUGGCUAUUACAUCUUUGCUGAAGCUAAUGGACAUGAGAACAGAGUGACACAGCUCACUUCACAACAUAUACCAACUAAUUUAUACUGUAUCAGACUCUCUUACCACAUGGCUGGCUAUACAGUAGGCAUGUUGUCUCUACGAGCACAGUUCUUUGAUAGGCAGCAAACAGAGGUGUUGUUUAGCAAGAGAGGAAUACAGGGAGAUGAAUGGCACAAAAGUGACAUUGAAUUUCAAGCCAGAUCCCCAUUUCAGUUGGUACUGGAGGCUGUUAUUGGUUCUGGCAGAGAAGGUGACAUUGCAGUGGACGACAUCAGAGUUGAACCAGGAUUCUGUAACUACAAACGGAAUUUCAGAGGGAUUGAUCUACCUUGAUAACUCUUCUGCACAUCGUACAGUUGUAAAAUGGUAACACUAUAACAUGUUAAGAUUAGUAACAUAUAAAC